GCCCGGGUGAGGAAGAAGCGCCAUAGCCACGGUAGUCGUGGUGACAAGAACCCAGCAACGAGAAUCAACAAUAACAACAACAACCCGAUUCAUUGAAAACGCAUAUUAAGUCAAAAGUACCCGCUGGAAAAGUCACUCGGAAUAAGAGACCAAUGGCAACUCCAGCUUAUGUGAGGGAGCUGCAGCAGCCCUCCCAGCCUCAGGGGGGCAUUGUGACUUCAACAACAGCGCAGACAACCACCGUGACGGCAGCUCCACAACACUUCCUGGCUGAACUUCAGACUACAGGGGCCUCCGCCUCAGCUGCCCCGCCUGCUGACCAGACCACGCCCCCUCCGACACAAUCACAGAAAAGCCAGGCAAUUGUUCAGACCCCGCCCGCACAGGCUCCACCCACUCAGACGCAAUACAUCACAGCUGAGAUUCAAAGCUCACCUACGCAGUCCAGCAACGCCCAGAAUACUCCACAGUACAUUGUUGUCACAGUUACAGAGGGAUCUCUUCAUUCCAAUGACUCUGUGUCUGAGUCUAGUCCUCCUGCAGCUCUAGUACAGACUGGAGUUCCCACACAGGUUGUGCAGCAGGUUCAGACCGCCCAACAGAGGUCAGUGGUUCAGGCCACAUCUCAGCCAACAAAAACAGAGCCGAGCACCCAGCUGAAUGUCACAAGCCUACAAUCCGUGCAUCUGACACAGGAGGUACAGCAGCAGCUCCAACAGGUUCCAGUCCAGCAUGUGUAUGCUAACCAGGUGCAGUAUGUGGAAGGAGGAGACACAAACUACACCACCAGCACCAUUCGUUCCAGCAGUUUCCCCUACACAGAGAACCCUCUGUAUACCCAAACCACUGCUGAACCAUACUAUGAGACCACCCCUGCCUCUGGGUCUGAGGCCACAUCCCCCGGCACCCCCCUCACCGUCUCUGUGGCCACAGGAUCGCCCGGGGUGUCCAUGUUUGUGGCAGGCACGGGGCAGAUCGUGACCAGUCCCACUUCAGCCGCUGGGGGCGGGGUUACAGCUGUAGUGGCAAACACGGGGGUGGCGGGUAAUGGUUCUGAUUCUGGAGGGGAGGCUAACGGCAGCAGCGGGAGUUACGUGAUUCAGGGCGGCUACAUGCUUGCCAGCAGUGGGAGCAGCAGCAGCGGAAACGGACAUGGUUAUCCGCACCCCACCCGUGCCUCUCCGACCACCGUGAGUAUAAACGAAGGCGAGGACAAUAGCAUGCCGUCGGCAGACAAAAAGCUGUCCUCUGGCCCUCAGGUGCAGUGGUUAUUGGAUAAUUAUGAGACAGCAGAAGGGGUGAGUUUGCCCCGAUCCACACUCUACUGCCACUACCUGCUGCACUGUCAGGAACAGAAGCUGGAGCCCGUGAACGCAGCGUCCUUCGGUAAACUCAUCCGCUCGGUGUUCAUGGGGCUGAGGACCAGACGCCUGGGCACACGAGGGAAUUCCAAAUAUCACUAUUAUGGAUUGCGGAUCAAAGCGAGCUCGUCCCUGCUCCGACUGAUGGAGGACCAGCAACACCUGGCCAUGAGACAGCAGCCCUUCUCCCAGAAACAGAGGUUGAAGCCGGUACAAAAGAUGGAGGGAAUCACUAACGGCAUGUUGUCCGGAUCUGGACAGCAGCAGCAGCAGAGUUUAGGUCUGUCGGACAUCAGUACACAGGUGCAGCAGUACCAGCAGUUUCUGGAUGCGUCCCGAUCCCUUCCAGAGUUCCCAGAUGUUGACCUACAAGGUAAAGCUUUGCCAGAGGGUAUUGAGCUGGAACAUCUCAAGAACUUUCAGCUGCUCUACAGAGAGCACUGCGAGGCCAUUCUGGAUGUGAUGGUCAACCUGCAGUUCCCUUUGGUAGAAACACUUUGGAAAACAUUUUGGAGGUUCAGUGAAAGUCAGACAGGAGAUGCAGCAUUAUCUUUGCAUGAUGAGUCAGAGAAGCGGCUGCCGAAGUCAUGUUUGGUGCUGCUGUGUAAAUAUGAUCCAGUGCUUCGCUGGAGCCACGACUGCGAUAACACACUGUACCAGGGCCUGGUGGAGAUGCUCAUCCCAGACGUUCUGAGACCCAUUCCCAGUGCCUUAACACAAGCCAUCCGGAACUUUGCCAAGAGUCUUGAGAGUUGGUUGACUAACGCCAUGAUGAACAUUCCUGAAGAGAUGGUUCGUGUCAAGGUGACUUCUGCGAGUGCAUUUGCGCAGACUCUGCGCAGAUACACCUCUCUAAACCACCUGGCCCAGGCAGCUCGUGCCGUCCUGCAAAACACUGCGCAGAUCAACCAGAUGCUCAGUGAUCUUAACAGAGUGGACUUUGCCAACGUGCAGGAACAGGCCUCAUGGGUGUGCCGAUGUGAAGAUCGGGUGGUGCAGCGGUUGGAGCAGGACUUUAAACUGACUCUCCAGCAGCAGAACUCUCUGGAACAGUGGGCCGCCUGGCUGGAUGGUGUGGUCUCACAGAUCUUAAAGCCGUACCAGUCCAGUUCUGCCUUCCCUAAAGCAGCUAAACUUUUCCUGCUGAAGUGGAGCUUUUACAGCUCUAUGGUAAUCAGAGAUUUGACUCUGCGCAGUGCAGCCAGCUUCGGCUCUUUUCACCUAAUCCGUCUGCUCUAUGAUGAAUACAUGUAUUAUCUGAUAGAGCACAGAGUCGCACAGGCCAAGGGUGAAACGCCGAUUGCCGUCAUGGGAGAGUUUGCAAGUCUUGGCCGAAGUUUGAACCCACUGGAUCCUGAUAAAGAAGAGGAAGAGGAGGAGGAAGAAGAGAGUGAAGAUGAGUGUCAGGAGUUAUCGCUGCAGUCUGAUGGUGGCACUAUUGGUGAUGAAUCUCUGGAACCGCCUGCCAAACUGGCACGAACCGACCAGAGGGUGCUGUUCAGCACAGGAUCCAUGGACAACUGAGAACUUAAAUACACACAUGCAUAUAAACACACACACACACACACACACAUAUUCAUGUACAAGCACUCCCUACACAAUAAUCACCCAUCAUUUGUGCACUUAAAAUCAAUACAUGUGUCUAUAAAGCAUAAAUGCUGCAGAUUACACAUUUACACAACAGUUGGAUGUUCGUACACACAUUUCCUGCCUGUCAAUGUCUUAAGCAUAUACACAAACAUUCACUGUAACACAGAGGCACAGAAAAAGCUGCCCUUACACACUCAUUACAUGAUCUCUCAUAUCGAGACCUUAGAAAGGGUCAGGAGGACUAAACUAAAAACUAAACUAAAAGUGUGUGUGUGUGUUUCAGUCAAUAAAAGUAGCUCUCGAAUCUAAAUCAGAUUUGGAUAGCUGCAUAGAAGAGAAAAUGCAUAAACUGCUGCAAUUGGUUCCCACAAAGUUGUUUGUGUUGGACUCAACUCUGAUUGGCUACUGAUACACUCUAAAAUAAAAAUCAGUUUCUUAAUCAGUAUUUUGUCUUUUUUUUUUUCAGUAAAAAUAUCUGAACAUCCUUAAAACAAGAUGGAUCAACUUGAGAAUUUCAGAGAGUAUAUCUUGAAUUUAAGCGAUAGUUCACCCAAAAAUGAAAUUCCUGGUACGUGAUAACAGAAUUACAUUUUUUUGGGUGAACUAAACCUAAAAGUUUAAUUUUCCUACCCAAUUAGCACAGUUGUUUCUUGUUAUAAGCAUGAACCCCUCUUAAUAGGGUUACGUUUCAUACUAAAAAUAAGAAAAAACUAUUUGCCAAAUAAACUCAAUUCGAGACAUAUUCUCUGAAAACAAGUCUUCGUACACAAUUUUGCUCUUUAUGUAAAUGUAUGUUGUUUUAAGGAUGUUUAGAUAUUAUCACCGGAAUACAAGACUAAAAUACUGAUUAAGAAAAUGAUUAUUUUUGCUGUGUGACUGACUGAAAUUGUCAAUCUCCCGCAGCCUAUAAGGGUAUGUAGGGAGAUAUAAAUUGACUUUAAGUGUGCGUUUGAGUGUUGACGUAUAUUUUCUGCCUAUCCGUGUGUUGUUUUUGUGUUGGUGAGUGACCUGGGACCUUAUUGUUUUAUUGGCUAGAAUGAAUGUGUGUUUUUGUACCUGUGUGAAUGACCUUUGUGGUUUGAGAAAUGUCGGUAGUCAUUCUGUCAGUGGUAUUUUCAAAAACAUACCUUUUUUGAGUUUUCAAAACCUUCUGUGACUGCCAUGUCAUUUACUGUUUAUAUCAUAUAACAGCACAGCUCUUUAAAAACACUUUUUAGGGCUAUUCUGCACAUACCUCUGUGACCUAAAGCAGUUUGCCAUUUAGCACUACUGUGGUCUUCAUUUCUUAAUGAAGAAGCCAGAAAGAAGGAGAUUUCUUUUCAUUCUAAGAUUCAUUCAUUCAUUGUGGUCUUAUAACCUUUCACGGUCCUAUUUUUUCCCUUUGUUGCACUUUUUUUCCUUAUGUCGCUAUAUGUCGUCUUAAACUUGGUACAUUAAAUGUUACUGUCCUUACAUACUUUUUUCUAUGGUCACAAAGUGACAAUCUCUAUGUGUACAGCGUUGUCUCACACUGUUUAGUGCAUAUUUGAUGGUUUGCUGUGUAUUUGAGAUUUUAGGUGAAGAUAUUUUACUAGAAUCCUUCUAAAACACUUGACGCCACUGCCUGUAAGGUCUCCAGUAACUAGGAAAUUGUAAAACUAGAGCAAUCCUUAAAGGAACAGUUCACCCAAAAAAUGAAAAUUCUUUCAUCAUUUGCUUGACCUCAUAUUGUUCCAAACUGUAUGACUUUCUUCUUCUGUGGAAUCCAAAAAGGGAUUGACAGCCUCACAUUCUGCCUAACAUCACCUUUUAUGUUACACUGAAUAAAGUCAUAGAGGUUUGGAACAACAUGCGGGUGAGUAAAUGAUGGCAGAAUUUUUAUUUUUUGGGUAAACUAUCCCUUUAAGCCCUUUCCCCUUUAAAACAAAUCAACCCAUUUGUCUUUAUAUAACUAGGACUGAUUUGUUUGAUACUUUUCCUGUGUUGUGGCAUACUCUUUUACGAUUAAAUCAGUUUGAGAGAUCCUAAAGAAUGUUAAAACUACAUCCCCUCCUGUUGGAUAUAUACUGUAUAUGUGAACUAUGAUUAAUGCUAUUGUAGAUUUGAAUACUGAGCAAUGGGGCAGUGCACAAGAUAUUGACUGAUCUCACACCAGCAUGUUGUUUUCUUUCCCUCUGAUUCUCUUGGUAGAUCCACAAGAAGACAUAUCACAAAUCUGUAGGACAGCCAUUUUCAUAACAAAGUGACUAUCCCUUUUCACUCUUUUGAAGUCCAUUUCUUGCUCAGAAAAAAAAAGAAAAAACCCCACACACAGAAAAGCAGAUAAACGUGUGGCAGUGUUUUGAGUAAUCUAAACCAUGGGAAUGGUUGUGCCUUUUGGAGUUAUCAAAUGAAAUCCAUGUUUUUAAUUUAAAAUAUGAAUAAAUUAAUAAUUUCUAAAAUUGUGAA
This is a messenger RNA of Myxocyprinus asiaticus (Chinese sucker), 5378 nucleotides long. Its product is annotated as MHC class II regulatory factor RFX1-like. The transcript has 18 exons. The coding region runs from base 153 to 2885 and encodes 910 amino acids. Gene Ontology annotation, cellular component: nucleus. Gene Ontology annotation, biological process: regulation of transcription by RNA polymerase II. NCBI's taxonomy places the organism in Eukaryota, Metazoa, Chordata, Actinopteri, Cypriniformes, Catostomidae. Gene Ontology annotation, molecular function: RNA polymerase II cis-regulatory region sequence-specific DNA binding; DNA-binding transcription factor activity, RNA polymerase II-specific. The record is from RefSeq and is a predicted model, not a curated record.